This is a messenger RNA of Plenodomus lingam JN3, 1755 nucleotides long. RefSeq lists its product as uncharacterized. Gene Ontology annotation, molecular function: transcription coregulator activity; RNA polymerase binding. Gene Ontology annotation, cellular component: nucleus. The record is from RefSeq and is a predicted model, not a curated record. Lineage: Eukaryota; Fungi; Ascomycota; Dothideomycetes; Pleosporales; Leptosphaeriaceae.
AUGUCUGAUAUACCGACUCGACCACCACCACCGGCGCCCCCGCUACCACCAGGCUGGACAGAACACAAGGCACCCACUGGGCACACUUACUACUACAACAAGCAAACAAAAAAGUCGACAUACACGCGGCCUACCCUGCCCAUAAUACCGGCACCACUACCAACACCACUCCAUCACUCUCUGCCUCCCAAGCCUCCAUCAUACCAUGCGCCGCCCCCACAACUUGCGGAGCCAUCGCAGAAUGCAUUCGACCCGCAGCGGUCGCUACAGGAGUUGAUUUUUGCAAGUGCACCCAAGGAGUUUGUAAAACCUGCAGGAAACCACACGGGAAGAGGAGGCCACCGAGGAGGCUUCCGCAGCGGUCGAGAUAACUUCCAUGAUAGGCGCAGAACACAAGACGACCGACCAAAACACAGAAACGACAUUCCAAAUUGUGCACCAUGGGUACUAGUCAGGACGAAGUUUGGGCGCCGGUUCGUGUGGAACAAGGACACCAAUGAGAGCUUCUGGAAGUUUCCUCCGGAUGUGUUGAAGGCUGUGAUGGAGUACGAUAGGAAGGAACGAGAAAAGAGGGAACGACGAGCACGUGGGGAGCCAAGCGAAGACGAGGCCGAGGAUGAGGCCAUGGCAGAGAUUGAAGCUGAGCUUGCUGAGGCGGAAGAAGAGGUCGAGAUUGUCGAAGUGGAUGGCGAAGAAGGCAUGGAGAACGACGAGGAAUAUGAGGAAGUAGAGGUUACCGACGACGAAGGCGAGGGAUCAGGAACUGCGUCAAAACGACAACGCACCGCAGAGCCAGGCGACAACCAACCCCCAGAUACCAACGAAGACGACGACCUAGCCUGGCAAAUCGCGCAAAUGGAAGAAAUGGAAAUGGGCGGCAUGGACCAAGAGGAAGAAUACUACGACGACGAAGAGCCACCUCUGACCGAAGAAGACUGCAAAGCUCUCUUCAAAGAGCUUCUCGACGACAAACAAAUAAGCCCUUUUACACCGUGGGACAAGAUCCUCGAAGAUGGCGUCCUCUACGACGACGAGCGCUACAAGGCAUUACCUAACAUGAUGGCUCGCAAGGAAUGUUUCAAUGAAUGGGCGCGCGACAAGUCCAUCUUCCUGAAGGAGCAGCGCGCAAAACAGGCAAAACUCGACCCACGAAUACCCUAUCUCGCGCUGCUAGACCGCCAUGCAACGCCGAAGCUCUACUGGCCUGAGUUUCGCCGCAAAUUUAAGAAGGAACCGGAGCUCAAAGAUGGCAAGUUGCCAGACAAGGAGAAGGAAAAGUUGUAUCGUGAGCACAUCAAACGUCUUGGAAUGCGGUCAGCAGAUCUCAAAUCCGAUCUUUCGGCCCUAUUGCGCGCACAGCCUCUUGCUCUGCUGAACCGCACCACCACGCUCGACACUCUGCCCUCUACUGUCCUGACAGAUUUGAGGUUCAUAUCCCUGCCACCAUCAACGCGCGAAUCGCUCAUCAAAACGUACAUUUCCACGUUGCCAGCCCCACAAGAGGGCGUGGUGUACUCUGCAGAAGAAGAAGCCGAGCGUGCGAAGAAGUUUGCGGAACGCGAGAGGAGAGAGAAAGCACUUGCCGAUCGCGAGCGCAGGGUCAGGGAGGAGAAGAGGAAGCAAGAGAGGGAAUUGGCGUAUGGAAAGGGGAGAUUGAGGGAGGAGGAAGAGGAGAUUGAGAGAGCGAUGAGGGUUGGCAAGGAGGGACUGAAGGGCCAUUUGAUGGAGAAGCAUAGAUCUGCUGAGAUGGAUUGA